GCGGAGAUAAGUGAAUUGGCCUCACGGGUAGGGGUACCCAUCAUUGCUGAUCAAGUCACGCUCAACAAAGCUAGGGCUAACUUUGCACGAGUUCUUGUGGAGGUUGAUUCUACUAAACCUCCGGUUCUUGAGAUCCCAAUGAUUCAACCGUCCGGGAGAAAAAGGAAACAAUAUGUGAUAUAUGAGACAUAUCCUAACUAUUGUUUCGAAUGCAAAAGAUUUGGACACAAUCCCUUUCUUUGCAAAGUGCUCCACCCGGAAUUGAAGGAGGAGGAAGAAAAACAAAAAAAAAAGAUACUAAGAAGAGCUUAAAACCGAAUGGUGAGGGCCAAAUUGUGGAGAAUGCCGCUGUCCUUAAAGAGCCGGAGGAGGCACCGUUUCAACUAGUGGAGCGAAGGAGAAAGAAAAUACCGGCUGCCACCGAACCUAAGGCACCGGUUGCCACUAAAGCAAAGGAACCCGCUGCCCAAAAGAAGAAACCGAGCAAGGAAUUUGUAUGGAGAGGAAGAAAAAUCCUUAAUGUGCACCAAAUGCAAUCGGAUUAUAUUGUCACGGAUUUUAUUAUUGAAGAAGAUGGUACACAUGUGGCCUUCGUCAAAAAACGUCACCAACUAAAGAGCUAUGUAUCCGUGGCAAGGCUUGCAUUGGAUACGCUUAAGGAGGCUCGUAAUGAUACGUUGGGCAUUAACUUCAUGGACGAAUGCAUGGUGGCACUUCCAGGAGUGAAACGAACCAAGGGAUGGUAUGCUUUUAAUAAAGAAAUUUUUAUUUCUAACGUAGUUGUUUUCUUUGAUCUUAAUGCUAGGCACAAUGUUGAAUUUGCACGAGUUAAGAAGCAAAGGCAAAUGGAAGAGGAAAAAAUAUGUGCGGCCAAGGAGGCUAAGGCGAAAGCUGCGGCAAAGGAGGUUGAGCCGAGGCCUACUAUGCCAAAACCGAAUAAGACUAUGGGAGAACGGGAGGUGUUGAGUGUGUAUGAGAUGGAUGAAGAGGACGUUGUAACUAUGAUGUUCUUUCAUGAAGAUGAAGAAAGGACCGUGUACGUCGCAAAAAAGGAGAACAUCCCUUUCAGCCAUCAAGUGUGUAGAGUUGGUCCAGAUUUCAAGAAGGCCGAUUGGGAUAGUCCCGGGAUGAACUUCACGCAUAAAUGCCUACGUUCACUUCCAGGAGUCAAAAUUGCAGGACCAUGGUUUGCUUUCAACACUUCAAUCUUUAUUCCUAAAGUUGUUGCUUUUUUUGAUGAAAAUAGCAUAGAAAACUUGGAGCAUCACAAAAGGAUGAUGACGCGG
Cuscuta europaea is the source of this 1286-nucleotide messenger RNA. NCBI's taxonomy places the organism in Eukaryota, Viridiplantae, Streptophyta, Magnoliopsida, Solanales, Convolvulaceae. The record is from the annotation of a GenBank genome assembly.